AUGGCGCUCGAUCACGGCAAGUACACGCUGGUGGCGGAGGACGAGGCGUCCAGCGACGCGCGCGGCGUGCGCCGUCGCCUCGGGAAACGCAUGGCCGCCGUCGCGUCCCUCGCGCUUUGCGGCGCGGCCGCUACUGGAAAAACGUUCGCGCUGAAGACGUACCCGGCGCUGGUGGAGGACGGCGGAGACCUGGUCGUGUCCUGGGAGGGGGAAGCGGCCUCCCCUCUGACCAGCAGAGACUACUUGACGCUGAGUUGCGGCCCCACGACGGGGGAGGGAGACUACCUGCAGAAGAAGGGGGUGAAGGAGACAGAUGCUGACGACCACUCGGUCAGAUUUUCAGAGCUCUACAUGUUGAGGUGCAACUACACGGCGGUGUACUUCAACUACCAGGAGAACUCGGGGAAGUUUAUGGGUAUUGCGAAGGUGGAGGUGGGGAUGAAGGAGCCGUUUGAUACGCCCAAGCACGGUCAUCUGAGUCUGACAGACGAUGACACGGCCAUGGCCAUCAUGUUCAAUACGGCGUCGUCCAAGACGCCCAUGGUGAAGUAUGGAGAGAACCCGCAGGAUCUCAAGCACCAGGCGACGGGGACGUCGACGACGUACGGCGCGGAUGAUUUGUGCCACGCCCCAGCAAACGUCCUAGGGCAACGGGCGUUCCGUGACCCUGGCUACAUGCACACGAUCAUUAUGAAGGACUUGAAGCCCGACACGUACUACUACUACCAGUACGGCCACGAGGAGUAUGGCUUGAGCCACGUGCGUCGUUUCAAGUCGCGGCCUCCAAAGAGCUCCAAGUACGCAAACUUUAUCGCGUAUGCAGACAUGGGCACGUACGUUGAGCCUGGUUCAGCCUCGACUGCUGGACGCGUCUACGAAGAUGUGAUCGGAGGUGGAUACGAUUCUUUUCUCCUGCAUUUUGGUGAUAUCAGCUACGCUCGAUCGGUCGGAUACCUUUGGGACCAGUUCUUCCAUAUGAUCGAGCCUUACGCCACCAGGCUGCCGUAUAUGGUGGGCAUUGGAAAUCAUGAAUACGACUACAACACUGGUGGAAAACACGACCUCAGCGGUGGUAUGCUUCCGUACGGAGGCAGCUUCAAUCCGUCAUGGGGGAACUUCGGUAUUGAUUCGGCUGGAGAGUGCGGAGUACCGAUGCACCACCGAUGGCACGCACCCAAGACGGGGAACUGGAUUUACUGGUAUAGCUUUGACUACGGCGGUGUCCAUGUGAUUCAAAUGUCGACCGAGCACAACUGGACUCGAGGAUCCGAGCAGUAUGAAUGGCUUCAGCACGACUUGGAGCAGGUCGAUCGCAGCGUUACCCCUUGGGUGGUGCUUACGGCGCAUCGCAUGAUGUAUACGACACAGAUGAACAUCGAGCCCGAUAUGAAGGUGUCGUACAAGUUCCAGGAGGAAAUUGAAGACCUGAUUUACAAGCACCACGUGAACUUGAUGAUGGUUGGCCAUGAGCAUGCGUACGAGCGCAGCUGCCCCUUGUAUCGCAAGGAGUGUGUUGCUGACGGUAAGGGUACGGUGCAUGUCGUCGUGGGAUCGGCCGGCUAUCCGCUCGGGACGGAGGACUUCUCUUCGAAAUACGGGAACUGGAGUCUCCGUCACGUCAAUGACUACGGAUAUCUUCGGAUUGCUUCCAGCCCAGCGGACAUGCGCGUCCAAUUUGUGCUCAACAAGAACGGUAACGUGUAUGACGAGUUCACCAUUGAGCCCUGGAAGUAG
Molecule: messenger RNA, 1734 nt
Organism: Phytophthora sojae
Lineage: Eukaryota; Oomycota; Peronosporomycetes; Peronosporales; Peronosporaceae
Exons: 10
Coding region: 1-1734 (577 amino acids)
Molecular function (GO): acid phosphatase activity; metal ion binding
Source: RefSeq, a predicted model, not a curated record